CACCAUAUCAGCACUUGUGAUGACCCUUCCUGUGACAUUGGACAGUCUCAGUCAACACUGGCACGCAUCCUGAAAAGACAUCAGGUUCAAAUGAAACAACUUUAUCAAGUGUCUUUUGAGCGGAAUUCAGAGAGGGUCAAACGGCUGCGACAUGGUUAUGUGGAGCUUUUUAUUGUUCACUUUAGCACUGUGAUGUUGCACAGUCCACACAUUACUUUUUUACAUUGACUGUAAUGUACUAGACCCAUCCUUAACAACACAAUGUUGUCUUUCACUGUAUUUCAGAGAGUUUUGCAUAUGGAAUCUGAAGAUAUUCUUCAUGGAUUCAUAUAUAUUGAUGAAGCAGGGUUCAACCUCACAAAAGCAAGAAGGAAAUCAAUGUCCCAGGGCAACGUGGGGGUAACAUCACCCUUUGCGCUGCCAUUUCACAGCAUGGGGUUCUCCUCCGUCAUGCCAAAAUGGGCCCUUACACACCUCACAUUCUUGCAUUUUUUGGACCGAUUGCACCACAUCGCCACAGCAGGUAAAAACAACAUACGCGAAUCACGCCCGGUAAAGUGAGUUGCGCUCGCGUCACGUGCGGUGGGUAACGGGAAUCAUCGUCUCGUGCUGUGGCUCUCAGUCGGUUACGGUCAGUCUGACGCGCGCGUUUGCUCGUUCGCAUCAGUGUGUGUGUGUGUGUGUGUGUGUGUGUGUGUCGGUCGGUAGGAAUGGACGCGUCGGAGCGGCGGUGAGCGGCAGCGGAUCCGUUAUGCGGCGUUGGGAGACUUUACUGCUCAUCAUCCUGACGGCGGGUGUGAGUGCGGCGGGGCUGCAGAUUCAGUGUUAUCAGUGUGAAGAUGUUCGGCAGGACGACUGCUCGUCUCCAGAGUUUAUUGUCAACUGUACAGUGAAUGUUCAGGACAUGUGUCAGAAAGAAGUGCUGGUGAUGGAGGACGGAAUUCACUACAGGAAGUCGUGUGCGUCGUCGGGGGCGUGUCUGAUCGCAUCAUCUGGAUAUCAGCAGUUCUGUACAGGGAAGGUGAACUCCGUCUGCAUCACCUGCUGUAACACACCGCUGUGCAACGGCCCGCGACACAAACGCAGAGCGCUGUCAUGCGCCUUCUCUCAACACUCCAGCAUUCCCACAAUCCUUCUGCUGGCCUUCUUCAUUCACUUCUGCCUCUUCUCCUGCUCACACUGACACACAUUUACCCGGCUGGCUGUCUCUCUCUCUCUCUCUCUCUCUCAGUUCAUCUCUGUACCGUCACACAGGGUCCAAACUGAACAUGCCACUCAUUGACGUCAGACUCACAGGUCGGCCAGUCAAUUUUAUAACACAGAAUUUGAUGAAUCCGAGACGAAUCAAAUAUCUACUUUAGUCAGUUUUAUUUAUAAAUGUCUGUUGAAAAACAAAGCUUUAAUAUACAUGUGUCACGGAUGUUAACAGGGCCGGGGGUUAGUAGUGUGUUAGUAACCUACAUAAGAAAAUCAUUAUUUUACCAAAGAUGAGAAAUUGACCCUCACAAGUACAGUAGUUUAUGACAUAAGUUAGUUAACGCGCAUCUUCAUGAUUUUGUGACACAGACGGAUGAAAUGUUGAUACCUUGUGCGACACACAGUAGUGUCACAUAAUACUCUAUAUAUGUGUGCAUUUUAAUCAAACAAUAUACAGUUGGCAGGUGUUAGAUUUGGACAUGUGUCCAAUGUAAACAGUGUUUCUCUGGUAGUACUCAAGACCGGUCUUAAGAUCGCGGUCUUGCCUUGUCUUGUUCUCAGACGAAGAGGUUUCAGGACCACAACACAACCCCAUCUGAUAUAUUCGUUAACACCAUUGAUGCGAUUGGAUCUAGAGGUUUCUGCGUCUAAUUCAUUCAAUCAUUUUCUCGAUUCAAAUGUGAUUUAUUUUGCUAUUUCUGUGCAGGGACAGUAAUGAACUGGGUAUGUUUGAAAAUGUCAACAAAUUAAUACAAUUACACACAAAAUCUGAUAUAAUUGCAAAAAGUACUUGUGUUAUUAUAACAUGUGUGAUUUACACUAAUAUGAGCAUGAUGUGAUUCUAUCCAAACGUUCUCUAAACCAGAAGUUCAUGUUGAGUGACUGAAGUUUCAUACACAAGUUUUGCUCUUUUUCUACGGAUUAAUUGGUUUCUAGAAGAAAACAAACACAACCCUUGGUGAAUUUCCUACACAUGUGCAGUUAGGUUAUUAUUUUAGACUUGUUAAGGUUAUAUGGAUAUUUCUGAAGUAGAAGUUAGGCCGUGUUCUUGACUUGGUCUCAGUUUAGCUGGUCUUGACUAGUAAAUAAUGAUAGGAUCUUCUGCUGGGCCGGAGGAGUCUUUCUGCACAACCUGUCUUCUUUAUCUACUCUUGCAGAUUGAUUUACCGCGGCACACGUGUGAAUUAUUUGCUUAAAUUGAAUUACAUUAGUGUACAGAAUAAAAAAACAUCAAAUAGACAUCACAGAAAGUGCUUUCAGAAGUCAUUAUACUGUUUGUUUUGUAUUUCUGUGUCACCAAUCAUAAGCCUGUUUGAUUGUUCAAUCUGAAUAUAGAAAUCCAAUAAUAUUAUCUAUAACCAUUUAUGACUUUAUCCAUGUACACAAUUGAAAGAGAAUGAGAUUUCUUAACUGUGAACAUCAAACACGCGAGAAGCCGAAAGUUUAAUGUGUAGAGUUCAUUACAUGUCUUUCACAUCAUCAAAUCCAGAACUCUAUACUGACAUUACAGUUAAACAUCACAAAUCACUGUGCUUGUCUCACAGUAUGCCUGAAGAUUACAUUGACAUCUAUAGAUAUUUUAUGACAAUUAAUCUAUUAAAUAUACAAAAAAAGCACCAAAAAGGGUUUUACAACAACAGAAACUGUAAUGAAUAAGUUGCUAGUGUAAGAUGAAAGUAUAUAUAACUUUUAAUGAAAUUGUUUGGAAUUUUAUCUAUUUGUAUUAUUAUUUUAUCUUUAUUGUUAUGAAAUCAAAAAAUGAUGAUGAUACUUUCUUUGGAUAAAAGCGUCUGCCAAAUGCCUAAAAAAAAAAAAUAUAUUGUAUUGUAUUUUGUUAUAUUAUAUUAUAUUAUAUUGUUUUAUUUUCUAUCCUUAUCUAUUCUAGUUUUAAAUACUGCUUGCUGCCCCCUUUAAGGAAUGUGACUGCGUCUUUUUUAUUGAAACUUGCUCAGAAAAUGCAGAAGAUAAACAGAAAAGAUCAAAUAAAACAGCCAAGGGGGUUCAAGAUGACCAAACAGUGCAAAAAAGUAAAUACGUAUAUAAAUAAAAUAUAACAUAAAAAGGAAACACAACCGCAGCAAGGAGAAAAUAUGAAUAAAGAAAUAACUAUAGUUAACCACCCCACAAUGACAUGAAAUAGUCAUAUUAAAUAAAAGGAUAUAAAAACACAAAACAUUUGCAUACAUUCAAGUUUUAGUAGCCCUAUGUGUUACAAGAGGUUAAAGUAUUUGUGAAAUAUUUCACAAGUAAAAUAUUUAAGUUAUAAAAAAGUAUUUUUAUAUGGCUUAUCAAAAAACUCAAGAAAGAUCCUUAAAGUAAAGCUUCUAGAUUUUUUCAAGGCAUUUGAUACGCUUGAACAUGCUUUUUUGUUAAAGUCAUUAGAAAUGUUUGGUUUCGGACGGUGGUUUCGUAAACUAACUUCCAUGUUUUAUAAUGAUAUUUCCAGUACAAUUCCUCUAAACUUAGGUCCGUCACCCAGAGUUCAAAUAAAUGAGGACUCCGAAUGCCCUAUUUCACCUUUACUUUAUUAGCAGUGGAAUUAAUGUUUUAAGACAGUAUCGGUAUUGAUAGUCUUGGUAAGACUUUUUACCAUCACUCAAUUUGCAGCUGACACAUUUCUGAGGAAUAAAGAGAUGCUUCCUUUUGUUGUUGACAAAUGUCUACCUUCUCUAAGGCAUCAGGACUGACUUUAAAUAAAUAAAAAUGUGAGAUGGCUAUCCAAAACUGUGCUUUAAAAGAAGUGGAAGGUAUCCCAAUAAUUCUACUGAAGUUGGGAAAUGUUCAGAAACAAGCAUUGCUGUUUUGGAAAAUGAUAUUUAAAACCCUUCUCGUGAUAACUCUACUCUUUGGAAUAACAGGGCUGAGCUUAUUAAUUGGAAGUCUCUAUUUCAAGAAGCUGGGCUAUCGUCUUUAUUCUCAAUAUAUUAGAUGCAAAUGGAAACUUUUUUAUCUUACAACGAUUUUAUUAACCAAUUUAAAGUUAGAAUUACAUUCAAAGGAUAUGAAGAGGAUAUGUAAAGCUGUACCUCUAGUUUGUUAAGGAUAAAACAAGGUCUUUUUUUUAUUCUUUAGUUAGACCCUGUUUAGCUUUGCCCCUUUGAGAAUGUUGACCUUCUGGAUAGUAAAUGCAAUAAUAAACUCAUUUAUACAGAAUAUAAACAUGUCAUACUGGCGAAUAUAAUUGUUAUUUUUUUGAAGGUGUGGAAAACUCAGUUCGAGAGAAUGCUUUUUAUUUUUAUUUAGCAUAUAACCUGUGACUCCAAAAGUAAAAGAGACUCAUGUUUUGGGAUUUACCCUGUAGGAGAUCUUUUUAUGAAAUGGAUCCUUGUGGUUUUUGUCUUUCAUAUCCAGAUACCAUUGACCAUCUUUUCUUUUAUAUUUACAUUUACAUGUAUUCAUUUAGCAGAUGCUUUUAUCCGAAGUGACUUACUGAGAGUUCAUGUAGCAAUAAGUGAUUUAUCAUACAGUGGCAAUAAUACAACAAGUGCUGAUACAAAGUUACUGGUUUCGACAAAAGCUAGAACAAUACCUGUUGAGAGAAAGAGAGAUUGAUGGUAUAGUUUUCUUUUGUUUCUUUCUCACAAGUCUGUCAAGUAUCCACACAAGAUAUGGGUUUAAGUAGUUCUUUGAAUGUUGUGAGAGAUGUGGUUGACUGAACCUUUUAUUGUGAUGUUACUUAAAAAAAUUGGCAUGAUAUAAUGUAUAUAGUUUGUCAUUAAUAAAAUUUGAGAAAAUUGCAGGAUAAUCUGUUUCUCAAGGGGGAUCUAUUUUUGAUUUCGUAAACUUGAUUUAAUUGUUGGACAAAUAUUAUCUUAACAUAUGUGGAGAAAAUGUAUACCACCAUUUCAUUUAUUUCUAUGUGAUUUUAGGAAAUUGUUUAAGAUCUUUGAUUGUUUAAAGAAACCAAAGUUUAUGUGCCCCUCUCUCUCUAAAUGUGGUUAUUUUAGUGUAUUAUUGUUUCUUCCAGUAAGCUGUUUGUCUAAAAUCCUAUUCCUCUAAAUUAUUUUAUAAUUUUACUGAACUUCAAAAACAUACAAGAGGACAUGUUCACAUACAGGUAAAACCUAAGUAAACAUUUCCAUAUGCAAAGUUUAC
Molecule: messenger RNA, 5292 nt
Organism: Triplophysa dalaica
Lineage: Eukaryota; Metazoa; Chordata; Actinopteri; Cypriniformes; Nemacheilidae
Product: ly6/PLAUR domain-containing protein 1-like
Exons: 5
Coding region: 752-1183 (143 amino acids)
Biological process (GO): acetylcholine receptor signaling pathway
Molecular function (GO): acetylcholine receptor inhibitor activity
Source: RefSeq, a predicted model, not a curated record